Molecule: messenger RNA, 456 nt
Organism: Diaporthe batatas
Lineage: Eukaryota; Fungi; Ascomycota; Sordariomycetes; Diaporthales; Diaporthaceae
Exons: 3
Coding region: 1-456 (151 amino acids)
Source: RefSeq, a predicted model, not a curated record
AUGACCUCGAGUGGCGCCCGUCCUGAACAGGAACAAUAUUGCCAAGCAAUCUCCGUCCCUGUUCUCACCAACCACCCAAAGUUUCGAGUUGACAACCCCGGCCUGCAGGCUUGUCCCUGCCUCAGAGCUGGCGAAAGGCAUCCACACACGACACGGGCCGCGACAUUAUUUUUGGAGGAGCUUAUGCGGUCCCUCCCAUUGGACUUGGUGACCACCAGGACUGCAGAGCUGCCCGGCGGAACCGUGCAAAAGUCGGGUCCGAGGCAAUUCUCCCAGCUUGAGGUUUCAGCAACAUGUUGCUCCGGGUUGGGCCUUGGCCCCUCAGCCCUCAUUGCAACACGAUCAAUUGGCCGGCAGUGCCACCCAAGGAUGUCUGUUCUGCUGGACCGUCCUCAUCUGGGCGCCAGGUUGCACCCCAAAGCUGGGUGCAUGUCGCGCCAAGACCCCGACGAAUAG